AUGGCCGCCCUCGGGGAUUUGAGGGUGGAAGAGAAUUUGAGGGUAAAGAUAGGUGAGGCAAAAAAUCUUCCAUCUCAUAGUGUAUCGAACAGUGGGCGCAACACGUUUUGUGCAGUCCGGCUAGACUCGGAGGAAAUUUUCAGGACAACGACGAUUGAGAAGUCUCUAAAUCCAUUCUAUGGAGAAGAGUUUCAGGGUGAAAUACCAAAGAAGUUUCGAUUCUUGUCUUUUUAUGUCUAUGAAAGUAGUGGAAAAACAGAAAAGGUGCUUGGUAAGGUGACUCUGAAAAAGGAGGAAUUAUACAAGUACCACAACAAGGAACACUGGUUUCCUCUCACACAUCAAGAUGUCGAUGCAGAAGUUCAGGGCAAAGUGCACAUUGAGGUGCGUUUUGAUGAAUACCUCAACACCAACCCUGAAUCAUUUGCUUCACACCGGAUGACUGUCAGGGUUUUGGAGUGUAGUGAUUUGUCAGUAGUGAAUGGGUCAUGCAAUCCUUAUGCUGUUGUCACUCUGUCGCACGAUAAGUCGAAACACAAAGACGUCAAGAGAACAAAUGUCAAGAAGAAGACCAUUUGUCCUCAGUUUGAAGAAACGUUUUUCUUUGAUCUGGAAAACAAAGGACAAAAUCAUGACCGGACAUUGUAUGCAUUUGAAGAUGCCUUCAGUGGAGAAUUGAGUGUAUCUGUGUGGCACGAUGACUCGCGUGUGUCCCGUGAGGUUCUCGGUCACAUGUUCCGGGGCUCGUUUCUUGGAGAGGUGCGGAUACCGCUGCGAGGUCUCGACAUUAAUACAAUACACAGUGCAUGGUAUUGUUUGCGUGGCCGAGAACACAGCAAAAAUCAUCAUCAGGAAAUGGGUUCUUUACGACUGAAAAUCUCGUAUGAAACAGAUCAUAUAUUUUUGUCUCACUAUUACAACGAUCUCAGAAAGUUCAUCUUACAGUCCCCAGAUGUGCAUCCGAUAACCUCAAGUGCUGCGUAUAUCCUAGGGCAUAUUGUGGACAACCGGCAGGAGUGUGCACAGCCUUUGAUGAAAUUGUUCCUCCACCAUGACAAACUAGUCCCCCUUGUCAAGUGCCUCGCUGACUGGGAAAUGUCAAAAACCACUGACAGCAACACCUUUUUCCGAGGAAACACCUUGGUUACGAAGAUGAUUGAUGAGCUGAUGAAACUAGUGGGAAUACCUUAUCUCCACGAUACUCUCAAACCAUCUAUUAGCAAGGUGUGUUCUGAGCAGCUAGCAUGUGAGAUUGACUCCACCCGACUGAAGGACGGAGAGAAUAUUAACGACAACUUGACUAACUUGAAGAACUAUGUGGUCGAUAUGGUGACAGCGAUAACGAACUCUGGUCUGGUCUGCCCUGUCAUUAUGAGGGAAGUGUUCCACGCCUUGAAAGAAGUAGCUACCACACACUUCCCAGAAAAUGCCAUGAUAAAGUACAGAGUCAUCAGCAGUUUUGUGUUCCUUCGAUUCUUUGCUCCAGCCAUCUUGGGACCAAAGCUUUUUGAAAUUCACGCCGAGCCACAGGCUACCUCGAUAGGCAGAACGCUGACUUUGAUCUCGAAAGCAGUUCAAGGUCUUGUGAAUGUUGUCAGUUCCAAAUCAGUGCCUUUCAGUGUGAAGGAAGAAUACAUGAUUCCUCUCUUUGACGAUUUGACUGAGACUAAGUUUGUUGAUGCAAUUAAAAUGUUUCUCGAUAUUGUGUCUUCACCAACUGGUACCCACACUCAAUGCUUUGAAGCGCCCAUAAUACUCAAAGAAGGAAUGUUGAUCAAACGAGCCCAGGGAAGAAAACGGUUUGGACUGAAGAACUUCAAGCGCAGAUUCUUCUGUCUGACCAAUCAGUCUUUGUCAUAUUCCAAAACAAUGAAUGAAAAGCCACUGUGUUCCAUUCCUAUAGAAGACAUCCUUGCUGUUGAGAAGCUAGAGGAAGAGUCAUUCAAGAUGAAAUAUAUGUUUCAGGUGAUCCAGCCACAGCAUGCUUUAUACAUCCAGGCAACGAAUUGUGUGGAAGAGAAACAGUGGUUGGACAUUCUUACGAAGGUUUGCAAUACCAACAAGAACAGACUGCAGAUGUACCACCCAGCUGCCUACAUGAAUAACCACUGGCUUUGCUGUAAGUUGGCUGACAGCAAUGCGCCUGGCUGUAGUCCGGUGUCGGGCGGUCUCCCGGUAACAGAGAUGCAGAUUGACGUUGAUUCGGACCGGGAGGUGGAAAAGAUUCACUCGCUGUUUCUCACAUACAUGGACAAACUAGAUGCCCUACAAGCUUGCAUGGAAAAUCACAAUGAGGCAUGUGCCUGUCAGGAGGUGUACUCUGGUGACAGUUUCCAGCAGCACUCGGUUGUCAUUGAUGACACGAAGUCGUGCUACGAGACGCUGGCAGAGAUCCAGAAGCACGUGAUCAGUCUGGAGCAGGCUCACAAGCAGUACCUGAAGAUGCUGCACAAACACACCAUCGUCGGAUCCAUAGACGCCCCCAUUGGAGAUGAGAGUUACGGACUGGGCAUGUCUGGCACGAGGCUCUAGCAGGGUUUAACACCAUACCCUUUCUACAAGAACAACUCCAUCAGUAUUUCUCAUAAUCACAUCAUCAUUCAUUAGAAGAACGGACCCAACUUCAGGACAGAACUAACUACUGUGACAACCUGUAUGUUAAGAUACAGCCACUAGCUAGACUCUCGUCAUUGUACAUCAGAACAAUGGAGCAGUUCUGAUCGUUAUAGGUUAAUGUCAUUGUACAUCAGAACAAUGGAGCAGUUCUGAUCAUUAUAGGUUAAUGUUGACUACAGAGGUUAUGACUAAAGGUGAACAGAACUAAUAUCAGUACCUGUAUGAGAUAAAACCGCUAGUGUCUCUUGAGUGUACAAAAGAAUAAUUGCGUAUUUCUGAUCAUCAGCUAUAGAAGAAAAGAACUAUAGUCAAAAGCAUUCUGUUAAGAUACAGCCUCUAGACUUUUUUUCUGGGUACAUCAGAAGUUAUGAUACAGCCUCUAGACUUUCUUCAGGGUACAUCAGAAGUUAUGAUCCAGCCUCUCGACUUCAGGGUACAUCAGAAGUUAAGAUACAGCCUCUAGACUUUCUUCAUGGUACAUUAGAAGUUAAGAUACAGCCUCUAGACUUUCUUCAUGGUACAUUAGAAGUUAAGAUACAGGUGUAAUUAUUUAAGACAAACAGAACAUUCUUCUGCUUGUCCUCAAAGAUGCACCUUCAGUAUGACGUAGUGUAGUAAUGACUGAGUAUUUUAAACAUAGAUUAAAGGGAUUUAGUCUCUUCAGGGGACAUCUCUGUCAGAAGAAGUUUGUAUAGUAGUGAUUAAGUAGUUUAACCACAGAAUAAAGGUACACAAAAUUUUCUAAAGUCAUUGUAUGGUAUUUCUGUUUGAAACUAACCAUUUCUGUGGGUAAGAAUAUUCAUUUCUGUAUGUCGGUUUUUUUUUCUCUUUUUGUUCUCCUAUCAGAUUCUGUAAAGGAUCGAAGCAGUGUCUUGAUGUGACCAUGGGCAGGAUGUAGUCCAGUGGUAA
This is a messenger RNA of Gigantopelta aegis, 3525 nucleotides long. Its product is annotated as ras GTPase-activating protein 3-like. The coding region runs from base 1 to 2532 and encodes 843 amino acids. NCBI's taxonomy places the organism in Eukaryota, Metazoa, Mollusca, Gastropoda, Neomphalida, Peltospiridae. The record is from RefSeq and is a predicted model, not a curated record. Gene Ontology annotation, biological process: intracellular signal transduction; regulation of GTPase activity. The transcript has 25 exons.